Cottoperca gobio is the source of this 1113-nucleotide messenger RNA. RefSeq names its product heparan sulfate glucosamine 3-O-sulfotransferase 2-like. The record is from RefSeq and is a predicted model, not a curated record. Gene Ontology annotation, molecular function: [heparan sulfate]-glucosamine 3-sulfotransferase activity. NCBI's taxonomy places the organism in Eukaryota, Metazoa, Chordata, Actinopteri, Perciformes, Bovichtidae. The coding region runs from base 1 to 1113 and encodes 370 amino acids. The transcript is spliced from 2 exons.
AUGGCAUGCGUGCUCCUCUUCAGUCGACUUCUUCCCUUCUCACACCGGCUCACAAGAACAUCCAUUUGCUUAUUAUCCCUUUUCCUUUCUUAUGUGUGCUACUGUGCACUGUUCCCUGCCGAUACCAUCAUGCAAAAGUCAGGUGAUCCGACGCCCAGCUGUCAGCGCGUCCUGGCCGAUGGAGCCAAAAGGCGCAUUCAGAAAUCCGCGUCCUGCGUUUUGCCUUUGGAUGCGAGACCGAUGAGCGUCGAGGCAUCUCGGCUGAAAACCGACCAAAGACCUUCCUUGACUCUCCACAUCGACACGCCCAGUCCUCCCAUGGGUAACUUAAAGUUUGGGAAUAAAAAGUUACCGAACGCCAUUAUAGUUGGUGUGAAAAAAGGAGGCACCAGAGCUGUUCUGGAGUUCAUAAGGAUUCAUCCGGACGUGCGAGCGGCUGGCACCGAGACACACUUCUUUGACAGGAACUAUGAUAGAGGCUUGGAGUGGUACAGAGGCUUAAUGCCGAGGACUCUGGAAAGCCAGAUCACAAUGGAGAAGACGCCGAGCUACUUUGUGACAAAAGAGACGCCGCACCGGAUCUCCUCCAUGUCCCGGGAUACCAAGCUCAUUGUGGUGGUGCGUGACCCCGUCACCCGUGCCAUAUCCGACUACACCCAGACUUUAUCGAAAACUCCCGACCUGCCGAGCUUCCAGGAUCUGGCCUUCAGAAACCAGAGCCUGGGCAUCGUGGACACGUCCUGGAACGCCAUUCGGAUCGGCCUGUACGCUCUGCACCUUGAAAACUGGCUCCGCUACUUCCCUCUGGCUCAGAUCCACUUUGUGAGCGGAGAGCGUCUUAUCACGGACCCGGCAGGAGAGUUGGCGCGAGUGCAAGACUUCCUCGGGUUAAAGCGCAUUGUCACAGACAAACACUUCUAUUUCAACCGCACCAAGGGCUUCCCUUGCCUUAAGAAGCCGGAGAGCAGCGGCUCGCCUCGCUGCCUGGGCAAGUCCAAGGGCAGGACUCACGUGCAGAUAGACAGAGACGCCAUAGAGCAACUGCGAGACUUCUACAGACCUUACAACGUCAAGUUCUACGAGAUGGUGGGUCACGAUUUCAAGUGGGAGUAG